AUGGAAUGGUGCGAACAUCUAUUAGCGGUGAAUUUUGCCAUCGUAAACUUUGCUUUGCCUUCUUUCGCUCAAAACAUGCAAGAAGAUUUCUUGGAUGCUCAAAACUUGCAAGACGAUUUCUUGGAUGCUCAAAACAAUGCUCGUGAGGAGGUGAAUGUUGAGCCAUUGGCUUGGGAUGACCAAGUGGCUGCAUAUUCUCUAGCAUAUGCAGAACAAAGAAUUGGGGAGUGUAAUCUUGUUCACUCCGAGGGUCCAUACGGAGAGAACAUUGCAAUGGGAACCGAUGACGUGUCUAUUGCAGAUGCUUUGGAAAUGUGGAUUGAAGAGAAAGUCUAUUACGAUCAUUGCUCUAAUUCGUGCGCUGCAGGCGAGAUUUGUGGCCAUUAUACUCAAGUGGUUUGGCGUGACUCAAUCCAUAUAGGGUGCGCAAAGGUUAGGUGUGACUAUGGAGGAACCUUCAUUUGCAACUAUGACCCUCCUGGUAACGUGGUUGGACAGUCACCUUUUUGA
Messenger RNA from Gossypium raimondii (Peruvian cotton), 510 nucleotides. Its product is annotated as pathogenesis-related protein 1C. Gene Ontology annotation, cellular component: extracellular region. NCBI's taxonomy places the organism in Eukaryota, Viridiplantae, Streptophyta, Magnoliopsida, Malvales, Malvaceae. The record is from RefSeq and is a predicted model, not a curated record.